AUGAUUUCGCUCGUAAAGAUUUCGAUUUUCCUGUCAAGCGUCGCAGGGGCGCAAGCUGCCUACCGCGCGACCACUGGAGAUUCGGCGGUCACCUACGCCCAUCGCCUCUUCCAUGACUUUCGCUCCUUGGAUGAUACGGGCAAUCUCUACAACAGCGAGCCUGCAAACAUCACAAAUGAUGAGGACUCGUCCGCAGCUCCUAUCCAGCCAGGGUACCUCAGUUCUGACGCCUUUGUCAACGACUGGGGUAUCCAGACCUGGGAUUCACCUGCGGGUGAGGACAAGCCUUUGCGAAAGCAGUACAGCAACCAGAAUGUCUAUAUCCAGCGCGACAAUGAUACCUCAGCAACCCACCUCGUCCUACGCGCAUACCGCAAUAAGGACUUCGUCUCCGCCGGCGAAAUAGACAGCAAACUGUCCAACAUCUUUCACGCCUCCAUCCGUGUCCGGGCCAGAGUCCGCGGCGACUCCGGAGCCUGCGCUGGCAUCUUCACCUACUUCGACAAUGACAACGAAAGCGACAUUGAAAUCCUGACCCGGGAUCCUACCAACCACAUCCGCUACACUAACCAGCCCGGUCUAGACUCAGACGGGAAUGUGAUCCCCGAGGCUUCUUCUGAUGUUGAAAUGCAGAAUGGAGCCGUGUGGACAGACUGGAAUGACCACCGUUUGGACUGGACUCCUGACCUUAGUUCUUGGUAUCUGAACGGGGAGCAGGCUGUGACGAAGACGUAUGGGAUUCCGAAGAAUCCGAGCUCGGUCAUAUUAAAUCUGUGGAGUGAUGGUGGCGUGUGGUCGGGAAAUCUGGAUGUUGGAUCUGCUGCGUACCUCGAAAUCCAGUGGAUCGAGGUGCUGUAUAAUACAUCGGAUUAG
Molecule: messenger RNA, 873 nt
Organism: Aspergillus puulaauensis
Lineage: Eukaryota; Fungi; Ascomycota; Eurotiomycetes; Eurotiales; Aspergillaceae
Product: glycoside hydrolase family 16 protein
Exons: 3
Coding region: 1-873 (290 amino acids)
Biological process (GO): carbohydrate metabolic process
Molecular function (GO): hydrolase activity, hydrolyzing O-glycosyl compounds
Source: RefSeq, a predicted model, not a curated record